AAGAUAUUUAUUGCGUUCCUUUCGCCUUGAGAAGUUAACAGUACGGAAGUGAAGAUUUCUUGAGUAACUGGAGGGCGGAGACGGAUACAUUUGAGACAUAAGUCAGAUCUAGAUAUAAAUCUAGACCUACUAUCCAAUACCUAAUCUAAUUGUCAGAUAAGUUGUAAAUCUGAACACCAUCAUGACUGAUAAAGAAGAUCGAACCAUAAACAACACUAUCAGCAUUAAAGCCAGUGAAUGUCCUGUCACAAAGGUCACAGUUUACAAAGACAGAGCAGAAGUUUGCAGAGAAAUAAAUACUACUGUCAAACCUGGUAUUAACGAGUUGCGCAUCAAGGAAUUUGUUUGCAUUGAUGAGGAGUCUAUCAGAGUUGAAGGGAAAGGGGCAGCUACCAUUGCAGAAGUCAGCUUUCAGAGUAAAUAUGUGACAGAGGAUCAGGCUACCAUGAGUGAGAAAGAAAAGGCUUUAAAUGAUCAGUUGCGAUCAUUGACAGAAGAGAAAAAAGCUCUUGACCUUGCAAACCAGAAGGAAAUCUUAAACAGGCAAUGGAAAGUUCUAGAUCAGUUUGCUGCAACAGCUGCCAAAAGUGGACAGGUUGAAAAGAAAGACGAACAAGUACUCUUCAAGCUUGAUGACAAUUACUUUAAAGGAAUGAAAGAGUUUAUGAAGGAGUACAAAGCUAUUGGCAAACAAUUAGAAAAUGAACGUUUAGACUUAGAGAGGAAAAAUGAAGAACUUGAUAGAAAAAUUGAAGCUGUGGAGAGGAAUUUGAACGACUUAAGAGGAAAUUAUAACACAGGGCAUGAAAACAGGGAAUGUAUUGUUGUACUGGAGGCAGAGAAAGAAGACAAAGUCUAUUUAGUUGUUUCCUAUGUCGUGAUGGGAGCUUCAUGGAUUCCAUCCUAUGACCUUCGAAUGUUUACAGAGGAGGGAUCAUUAAAGAUAUUUUACUAUGGAUUAAUCUACCAAAACUCUGGAGAGGAUUGGAACGAUGUCAAGCUAUAUCUGUCCACUGCAGAGCCGAGUGUUGGUGGCACCAUUCCAAAUCUUCCCAUGACUCAGCUAGCCAUCCGUAAACCUAUCAUAACACGACCAAAAUCCAGAAGUUUGUCUUUACGUAAGUCAAAAAAAAUGCAAACCUCUAGAGCUGCUGCUCCGUUUAAUGAUAUUGGUUAUGAAUAUGAACAAGAAGAUUCAUUUGCACCUCAAAUGAUGAUGCGGGGUAUGCCAGAGAUGCAUGUCAUGGAAGCUGAGGUCUCAGAAUCAACCACCAGCACCACCUAUGAGAUUGCUCGCCAGUCUACUAUUCCUAGUGACAACACUGAGCACAAGGUGACAGUGGCCAUCAUUGAACUGAAACCAACACUGAGUUAUUUGUCAGUGCCCAAAGUUGUGCCGCACGCCUUCCUGCAAGCCAAGGUGGUCAAUAACUCCCCGUACACUCUGCUGUCUGGACGCACUAACAUCUUCCUGGACAACAGUUUUGUUGCUAAGGCUGAGAUAAAGGCUGUAGCUCCAAAGGAAGAAUUUGAAUGUUCUUUGGGUGUGGACCCCAGUAUCAGAGUUGACUACAAGCCGCUCAACAAAGUCAGCUCCCAAAGUGGACUGAUCUCCAAGUCCAACACCACCACCUACGAGCAGAAUAUUGAAAUUAAAAACUUGCACAAUUAUGCCAUCAAAAUUGUGGUGAGGGACAACUUGCCUCGCAGCUUGGAUGAGAAAAUCAAGGUGACUCUCUUGCUUCCUCAAAUCGACAACAAACACCCAGAAAAGAAUGAAAAGGUCAAGUUGACCAAGUCCAACCACUUGGAGUGGGACCUGGAUAUCAAGGAGAUGGACAAGGUGGACCUUGUUCUGAAAUAUGCAGUGGAGCAUCCAGCUAGUGAGGACGUUGAGACCACCUUGGCCAUUGGGAACUAGAUGGAAAGGCCAGACUCCAACAUCAGACUGGACAUCAAUGAAGCUCUCAUUGACUUCAACAAAUAGAAAAGAUAAAUAUAAAAAAAAUGUUGCAAGUCUUCAAAAGACAUAAAAAUCCUAUUGUCCACAACAAAUAUAAAUGAUACAAAUUUUCUAUAACAAGUUUAGUCUUAUGAAUGUAAUAUCAUAUCCAAAUGUUUUGUUCACAUCAGAAGUUAUUCAGCUUGCAAAUUGUUUUACUUUUUGGGCAACUAUCUACAUAUGAAAUUUUUGUUUACUUUCCAUUGUUGUCUUUCUUUUUUUUUUUUUACUUAAAUCUCUAAUUUUGUAAAGGCAACAUUUCAAGAAAUUGUUAACUAUGCCUAAAUUUUUUUAUUCAGUUGCAUCCUCUUAUGUUUGCACACAAAUGUAGUCAACUAUAGUAAUGUCUUCAAGAAAUAUUGCAUAAAUAAAAAAAAGUUUUAUCUUUAGGUCAUUGAGACGUAGGAUUAUUUAUAGCAGUACAUCUCACAAGCGUGUUUGCUUUUGUUUAUUCUGAAGCUCAAUUUUAAAUGCUUCAAAUCUUGGUACAUUUAGCUAAUAUUGAAUAAUUAUAAUAUAAUAAAAUGUUAGUGAUAUUAAGUGUUUGCCAAUUAAUUUAUAAUUUCUUAAAAUUUUUGGUUCAGACAUUUACUGAACAAAAAUAAGAUUUCUUUCCACUUCAAUUGUCUACUGUUUGUUUAUUUGUCUUUGUAUAAGUCACACUUUGUAACUUGAUACCCAGUGACUUUGAUAGGUCAAUUUGAAAAAGAAACCAUCUUUUGUGUGCCUAAGUCUUGACAACUAUCAUAUAUUUGUCUAUAGUUCUAGGCAAUUUUAGAGCAGCCUUCUGUUGCAGUCCUGAACUUGAAGUGAUUUAACAACAGGAUUCUAAUUGUUUUUUCUGUUAAUCAAAUUCUACAAUGAAUGUUGUUCGAUGUGAUAUUGAUAUACAUCAUAUAUAUCAUCUGUUAGUAAAAUUUUUCUUCACACUUGAUCUUCACAAGUUGAUCUAUUUUAGACAAAUCAAAGAGUUUCUAAAGUGUGUGGUUCACAGCAGAAUUUGGGAAAUUGUUCUAUUAAAUUUGGUCAACAUUGUUAACAUAUCUAGAUGUAGCAAUGAUGUCCUUUUUCUUCAAGCAGACAUAUAACUUCAUCAAUUUGUGUUUUUCAAAAGGUAGUCUCUGUUAUGAAUCUGCUAAGAAUAAUGCAUGAACUUUGUGUUUGUAGUCAUUGUUUGUAAACAUCUUAGAUAAUAUACUGCUGUGAUCAGCAAAGCUUAUUAAGUAUGGCAAUGUCACACAUGAAAACAAGAAUGUAUUAGUCAUUAGUAUAUUUAACUAAAAUCAUUAACUGAAUAUUUCUGUGAUAGUUAUUUUCAUAUAAAUAUAUAUAUAUAUAUAUAUUUAUAUAUAUUACUUGUAGCAUUUGUCUGUUCAAAAAAUUAUUUGAUUUAAUAGUCAUUUAUUUUAUAUUUAUGAUAUGGGAAUUAACUGUAUACACUUCAUCAAUACUAUAUCACUGACAUAUAUAUAAUUAAAAUAACAUUAUGAAAGAGAAAUUGUUAGUGUUUCUGUUCAGCUUGAAGUUUAAAAUUUUAAGUAUAACCCACAUAUAAAUGUGAAGUACUAAUACUAUGUCACUGAUAACAAGUGGUCCACAAAUGUGACUGUCACCACAGAAAGAUAUUUAAGAUGUGCCAUUGAGUGUCUGGUGGAAAUCUAACUCAGAAUUUCUUCCAUUAUCCUGAUGUUUUUUCUUAAGAGAAAUCAUUAUCUGUUUUGUUGCUAUUAGAUCUAUUUUGAAAGAAGUAGACCGGUUAAGUCGGUUCCAAUUGAAUUUCUCUUUUAGACACAUCCUCAAGACUCUAAACAUCAAAAACAACAAAAUUGUAAUAUAAUUAUUUUCUUUUAAUUGAGGUAAAAAAAUAUUUAAAAAAAAAAUCACAUAUUCCUUAAGUCAUAUUGUUAUCUUAAGGAAUCAACUGUAGCUAAUAUAAUACAUCAACCUGUGAGCUAACAAAUGCAUUAGUCUGUGAGCUAACAUCAUACAUAUUGUUUAUUGUUUGAUGUGAGUACUUUUAUGCAUGUAUAGAAAAAUUGUUUUUAUAAAUGUGAAUUUUUUUUAAUGCAUAUAUUUCUUAUAUUUUAUAAUGUUAUAAAGUUUUUUUUAAAAAAGGUGUUGUUUACAUUUUUUUUUUUUUCAUUUUUGUUAUUGAGAAACCACAGCUCAGGAUUGUUCAGUGCUCUAUUGUACUAUUUGUGAUGGUAUCUUUUAAAGGUUUUGUUGUAUAUUUAAAGAGCAUAGUUUAGAUAACUGGAGACACUGAGAACAUGGAUUUCUUGGUUGAACUAAAGAUGUUUUAAUGUUAAACUGAUAUACACAAUUUCAACAAUUUUGUCACCUUAAGCUAACUUCACUAAUCAAGGAUAAACCUGAUCUCUCCUCCUGUCUUGAUGUCGCCCCAUACCUGCUUCUUUUCUUUAUUCCACACUCUGUAAUAGACUUUAAAUUUGAUUCUGCCAUGGCAUCAAGAAGCAAUGGAGUAGAAAUACUUCAGUGUCAAUAAAGCAACCUGAGCCCAAGCUAAAAUGAUCUAGGUCUCAGCUAUUUGUGGCUAGAAAUAUUUCAAUGUCAAUAAAACAACUCAAAUCAAAGCUAACUUGAUCUAGAUCUAUGCUCUUUAGUUCUUUGUAAUCAAGGCCAAAUCUGUUUUUGGGUUGUUGAAUUGUGAUUAGCUUCACUCUAAAAAGGGAAUAAUGAAAACCAUAAAGCUGUCAUAAUGACAAAAAAAUGUACUCUAGUAUAGUGCAUCUUUCAUUCUAUAGGCAUUGCUCUGGGUGCUAUGGUCCAAUCUUUCAUUCUAUAGGCAUUGCUCUGGGUGCUAUGGUCCAAUCUUUCAUUCUAUAGGCAUUGCAGUGGGUGCUAUGGUCCAAUCUUUCAUUCUAUAGGCAUUGCAGUGGGUGCUAUGGUCCAAUCUUUCAUUCUAUAGGCAUUGCUCUGGGUGCUAUGGUCCAAUGUUUUUUAAUGGACUGGCUGGGGGUAUUGGGGGAAAAAGUUUACACACUGGAACCUCUUUGAUAGUUAGCUGUUGGUCUAUACCACUCAGCCACACAUCCCACAAUAGACGUCUUUUUACCUUACCAAACUAGAUUCGGAGAUGAUCUUUUAUUUUUAGAGUGCCCCAUAUCUUGUGAAGCUUAUUAAAUGCUAAACUAAUAGGAUGGCCUGUAUCUGGACAAUCAGCACUAAUUCAAACUUGCACAUGAACCCUAGAAGCACAGGACUGGCCUUGAAACUAAUGUGUGUCUGUUAAUGUGAAGAAUAUAAUCUAUGGUUUCAUCGCCUACUCCAUUUAAUUUUCACCCUCCCUUAAUAAUGUCAAUGUAACUCUUUGUCUACUACAUACUCCCUCUCAGAGUAGUUUGUCUCCCCUGAGCAUAGUAUUUCAUGUUUUUAAUUUGUUGAAGCAUUUUUUUUCUCCCUUUUUAUAAGCACAUUUUUUAAAAAACUAUAUAUCUGACCACAUAGUUCACAAUUUUGUUUUGUUGACCAUUUCCUUCCUUCUUUUUUAUUUUCUUGUUUUCAUAGUGUUGAUUGGUUAUGGAACAACUUUUAUCCUUUUUUUUUUUUUACUAGUGUACAUAUGUUGCAGAGUUAUGGACCUUACCAUUUGUUGAGGCUAUGAUUGAAGGUAUUGAAUUACUAGUAAAUCCUACGUGUACAAAUUGUACUCAGCUUGUUAGACAUAAAUAAACAAUGCUACUGAAAGACCACAAUUAUUUUGUUAUGUUUACAAAAAUAGCAUUUCUUUGUUAGGUAAACGUGUAGUUUUGAUCACAAGAGUGGGUUUGUUACAUAUACUUUUUUUUCUCAGGCAUUAUUAAGUUUAAUUUUCUAAAUAUAGACUAACCAGAAUUCAAUAUUGUAUUUGACUUGUUUGUUUGUGGAGUAUUUAUUUUUUAAAUCACUUUUCACAAUAUAUUUUUAGAAUUAUUUUUUUCACAGACGUAAUUUUACAUAAAUAAGCAUGCUGUAAAGAAGAUUUUUAAAAAUCCUUAUUUUUAAGUUUCAUUUUGUUAAAUACCCUGCAACAGACUCAGUAAUCUAGAAAUUAAAUGGAAUAGCAAAAUGGUCACAUUGUAUUCACCAUAAUGUCCUUUGAUAUAAUGUGAACUUAUUUUUUUUAAAUUUACUGAUAGUUCUAAUAGUAAGGUUUACACUACAAGGGUAUGGGUGGUGAUAUCUAACAGGGUCCAGAUAUAUGUCUGUUCUUUCUGCGUUGGUUUAUAGAUUUUGAUAUUCAUUCUUUGUUUUGUAGUCAUUCUGGUCUUGACUUUCAACAUAUAUUUUACAUUUUGUCUGUGUUUUUGUUUAUGGUCUCAUGGAUAUAAAUUGGAACAGUAUUUGAUUCUCUCCUUCACAAGUCUUGAUUGCCUCGUUGUCUAGAUAUAUCUCCUAAUGAAGACUAUCCACUUUUCCACAGGGUGAUGACAGUUCACUUUUUUUUUUAAUAUCAAAUUAAUGACAAAAAUAUUUUUUUUUUAAUCUUUUGAAUUUGUUCAUUCAAAUUUACUUUUUUUUAUAUUGAGCAAAAAAUUGUGAAGUGACAGAGAUUUGAUUAAUUUAAAAUUGUGUUUGAAAUUGUUGAAAUGUAAUGGCAUCAAGCAAUAGUUUGACAUAAUUCAUUGUCUGCACAAUUUGAGUGAAACAAGUUUUUUUCUCUAUUGAAAUUUGAAAGAUACUUUCAGUGUUUCAUAAACAACUUGGUGUGUGUACACUCAAUCUGAUGGCCUUAGUUUGAAGUAUCUCAGGCCCUAAACUGGUUUUUAAUGUUUUUUGUUUUUGAUUGAGAUCUCAAUUUUAUUGAAAUGUUUAUACAAUUGAUGUUUAAAACAUAGAAAUGCUUGGACUUCAGAUGAAAGAAAUAAUAUUUUGUAAAAUUUUAGUGCUCAUGCUAUCUAUUUCUCAACCUGGACUAUUGACUCUCUGAAUGAUACUUGUUACAUCCAUGGAGCAGUCAUACCCAACCUAUCACCAGUUUGCUAUCUGGCCAUUGACAGUUUGCUAUUGCUAUCUAGCCAUUGAUUGGUUGUAUCUGGCUGUUGAAAGCUUGCUAUCCGGACAUUGACAGUUUGUAUAUGGCCACUGACAUUUUGUUACCCGGGCCAUUAAAGCUUCUGCCCAAUUGUACCAUGAAGCCACAAAGACUUGAUUCCAAUGGACAGAACAAGAUAUUUACUGUGAUGGGGUCUGGUUAUUGACAAUUUAUGUCUGUAGGUAAAAUAAAAUCUUUCAGAUAUAAAGAAUGAACUUCACGCUGUCAUCAUGUUAGUUCUGUGUUGAGACCUUGCUUCCUGUCAAUUCUUGCUACUCUCCAGGUUGCCUGACUUAGCUGGUCAUCUUUAAUUGAACAAAUCUACGAGACCAAGAAGUGGAUGAGUAGAAAGUUUGCUCAAUUGCCUGCUGUCACUUAAGACAUUUAUUUAUUAUUGAAGCUAUUGAUUUGCAAAGUUUUGUUUUAUUUACAAAAUCAUUUACUCUUUCAUUAUUCACUUAUUUUACACAAAGUUUGUAUUUUUAAGCUUUGAUUUUGUGCAUUAUUGCUAGAUUUAUAUCCUAUUAGCCUACUUAGAGCCCAUAUUAAACAAAAUAAAGUUUAUCAUUAUUGUU
Biomphalaria glabrata is the source of this 7612-nucleotide messenger RNA. Its product is annotated as protein F37C4.5-like. NCBI's taxonomy places the organism in Eukaryota, Metazoa, Mollusca, Gastropoda, Planorbidae. The record is from RefSeq and is a predicted model, not a curated record. Bases 182 to 1921 code for a protein of 579 amino acids. The transcript is spliced from 13 exons.